Messenger RNA from Pseudonaja textilis, 714 nucleotides. Lineage: Eukaryota; Metazoa; Chordata; Lepidosauria; Squamata; Elapidae. The record is from RefSeq and is a predicted model, not a curated record.
AUGACCUUCCGCUCUCCUCCUCCUCUUUUUCUUCUUCUUUUUCCCCCAGUGAAGAAAGCAGAGCUCCAGGGACCCCCAGAUAAAUUCAACACUUACGUAACACUGAAGGUGCAAAAUGUCAAGAGCACCACGGUUGCUGUUCGUGGGGCCCGGCCGUCUUGGGAGCAGGACUUCCUCUUCGAGAUCAGCCGGCUGGACCUGGGCCUGAUUGUGGAAGUGUGGGACAAAGGGCUGAUCUGGGACACCAUGGUGGGCACAGCCUGGAUCGCCCUGGAGACCGUCCGGCAGUCGGAUGAGGAGGGUCCCGGGGAGUGGUCCACCCUGGAGGCGGAGGUCCUGAUGAAUGGCCAGGAGGUCUGCGGCACCAAAAACCCAACACCGCACAAGAUUUUGCUGGACACCCGGUUCGAGUUGCCUUUCGACAUUCCUGAGGAAGAAGCCAAGUACUGGACCAAGAAGCUGAAGCAGAUGAACUCGCUGGAGGAAGAGGAGGAGGAGGAGGAGGAAGAGGAGGUGGGUUUCUCCUGCAGCUCCCCCCAAACCCCCUUGUGCUGGGGACCCUUUCUAGCUGCAGCGGCACGGCCGGAUCCCGAACGGCGUAGCCAGACUCCUGCAGGGGGACUUGCUCACUGGGCCAGGCCUGGGCCCCCUCUGCAGUUCCUCUGCUCAGGGGUCAGCGGGCAGCAUUGCAGGAGAAGCUCUUCAUUCCCAUAG